This is a messenger RNA of Sorghum bicolor (sorghum), 2043 nucleotides long. Its product is annotated as regulatory protein viviparous-1-like. The record is from RefSeq and is a predicted model, not a curated record. Gene Ontology annotation, molecular function: DNA binding; DNA-binding transcription factor activity. The transcript has 6 exons. The coding region runs from base 654 to 1862 and encodes 402 amino acids. Lineage: Eukaryota; Viridiplantae; Streptophyta; Magnoliopsida; Poales; Poaceae.
UGCGCUCUCCCUCUCCCCACUCCCUUUUCCCACAUAGGCGCACUAUCGCUCUCUCCGACUCCCACUCUUCCUCUCUCCGAUCCCUUCACUUCGCAUAGGCGCGUGCGUGGCCUCGCCACUCUCGAAGCUUGUGGCGGCGGCCCCAUCCCCGGUAGUGCGGUGGCAGCCUUCCUACGGUGGUGGGCUAGCCUAACCUGUGAUGUGUGGUUUUAUAUGAGACAAACAUUUGUUGAUCUGUAUUUUUGAUAUGUUUUUCUUUGAUUCAUCGAUCUAUUUCUCUUCUCGAUCUAUGAUUCUUAAGUUUCUUUUUUCAAUCUGUGAUGUAGUCACUAUGAAUUUGAAGAUCUCAGCAGGUGUCAUGGCAUAGGUAAAAGGCCAUAGUACUGUGCCUAGGUCAAGACGGUGACUUGGUGGCACUAUCAGGCAGGCAAGCUACCGUGCUGCGCAGUGCCGUGUCUAGCCGUGCCCGUGCUGCCGUUUGGCCUCGUAUACCUAGUCCCUCUUCGUCCCCGGUUCCCCCUCCACCUCUUGCUUGUCCAGUUCGUCUCCUCAAUAACCACACCCGCACACCUACACCGAGAGGCGGCGACAGAGGGAAGACACAUACACCGUCUCUUUCCUUCCUUUGUCGUCAACUCGUCGUGUCUCUCUGCAUGGACGCCUCCACCGGCGUGCCUUCCAAGCCUGCUUCCGCUGGUAUGGACGUCAUGUCCGCGCCACCGCAUCUGGCGAGCGACGCCGACGGCAGUCGUGAAGAGAAAUACGUGCCGGGAGUCACGGGGUCAGAGGUGGCCUACACGCAUGUGUCAGCAGCAGGGGAGGAGGAGCCGCCGCAGUUCUUAAUAGACUGGUGGGUCACGAGCAUCCGUGAGAGCAUCUCGGCCGAGGAUCUCUGCAACAUCCGUUUCCGCCGCUCCACCAUCCAGGCCGCCACAGCCCGGCUCGGCGGCGGUCGCCAGGGCAAUCUGCAGUUGCUCAAGCUCAUCUUCACUUGGGUGCAGAACAACCAUCAGCGCCCUCGUGACGUGAUGGAGGAGGCGGCGGGCCUGCACGGCCAGGUCUCCAGCAGCCCGCCGGGCGCCAACCCAGUACCAGGAUAUGAGUUCCCCGCGGGUGGACAGCACAUCGCCGCAGGCGGCGGCACAUCCUUGACGCCCCUCAUCCAGCAGCCGUCCACGCCGCCUGCAAGAGCGGCAGGCCAACACCACCUUUUCCACCAGAGCUCCAGCAAGAGCAGUGUGGUUGUGAGCAGACAGCUGUUCUCCCCCGGAUUCGGCGGUCAGUACGCCGGUGCCGCCAGCCACCUGAUCAUGGCAGGUGUGGAGGCCUCGGCGACCAAGGAGAAGCAGAAGGAUGACAGUGUCCAGCGCUUGGCAGCUUAUAAGCGUCAGGGGGCAAAGGCGGAGGAGAAGCUGCGGUUCCUGCUGCAGAAGGAGCUGAAGCAGAGCGACGUCGGGGAACUCGGACGCAUCGUGCUCCCCAAAAUGGAAGCAGAGGUUCACCUGCCGGAGCUCAAGACGAAGUAUGGAAUCUCCAUCCCCAUGGAGGACAUCGGAACAUCGCGCGUAUGGAACAUGCAGUACAGGUUUUGGUCCGACAACAAGAGCAGAAUGUAUGUGUUGGGGAACACUGGGGAAUUUGUUCGUUCCAAUGAGCUUCAGCAGGGAGAUUUCAUAGUGAUCUACUCUGAUGUCAAGUCGGGCAAAUAUCUGAUACAGGGCGUGAAGGUAAAGCCGCCGGACACUACUACAACAGAUAGUGCCCACCUGGUGAGGGAUACUUCCGAGGUUGACUUGGAUGAGGUGGAUAAGAAAAAGGAACGCACAUCUACGGAUGGUGGGAGCUUUAAAUCUAAAUUAUAAAAGAGAGUUUCACUAUGAAAGGCAUGUAUUGGAAUAGAAGAGGACUAUCAGACUUGACUAAAUUUCGUUAUGUCUCAGAUGCAAAUAAUCAUUUAGAUUUUCUAGCUAUUAUGUAGACCGGGAAGAAAGUUUUAUCAAAGACUAAUCAGGUCCACCUAUGUGGAGGCACUGAUUUAGUUAA